This is a messenger RNA of Oldenlandia corymbosa var. corymbosa, 2107 nucleotides long. The record is from the annotation of a GenBank genome assembly. NCBI's taxonomy places the organism in Eukaryota, Viridiplantae, Streptophyta, Magnoliopsida, Gentianales, Rubiaceae.
AAACACUUUGACUCAAGACACUCGGUAAAAUACAUUGGCAAAACUGGAAAUUUGCGGUGCGCCCAAAGAUUUGAUUCCAACCUCACCCACACUCCUUUCCCCACAGCAGUUGACGAUCACCGGCCGGAACUCUACGCCGCCGUUUAUUUACUCCGGCAGAGCUGGUAAUCUUGCACUUUCUUCGGAUAUGGACAACUCCUCCGCCGACGUUUUCGGAUCCUCGACGGCUCCGCUGACUUGGCACGACUUCCUGGAACGUAUGCGUCAUCCUUCUGCUGCCCCAUUCGUAAAAGACAUUAAGAGUUUUAUAGUGUCAACUCUGAAUACUGCUCCGGAUGGGGAAAGAGAUAGUGCAGCUGUCCAGGAGUUUCUUGCAAAUAUGGAAGCUGCAUUUAGGGCGCAUACGCUUUGGGCUGGUUGUUCCGAGGAGGAAUUGGAGAGUGCUGGUGAGGGGUUGGAAAAAUAUGUUAUGACAAAGCUAUUUACCCGUGUGUUUGCAUCGCUUCCAGAAGAUGUUGAAGCUGACAAUCACUUGUCGAACAAGAUCGCACUAAUUCAACAAUUCGUUCAGCCCGAAAAUUUAGAUAUCAAACCUCCCUUUCGAAAUGAAACAUCAUGGUUGCUUGCUCAGAAGGAGUUACAAAAAAUUAACAUGUACAAGGCACCUAGAGACAAACUUGUUUGCAUUCUGAAUUGUUGCAGAGUUAUCAACAAUCUCCUCUUAAAUGCCUCCAUUGCAGCAAACGAGAGUCCUCCAGGAGCUGAUGAAUUUCUUCCUGUUCUUAUUUAUGUUACCAUAAAGGCUAAUCCUCCGCAGCUACAUUCCAACUUAUUAUAUAUACAGAGGUAUCGGCGCCAGACACGUUUGGUUGCUGAAUCGGCUUACUUUUUCACAAACAUGCUCUCUGCUGAGACUUUUAUUGCAAAUAUCGAUGCAAAAGCUCUUUCUAUGGAUGACACUGAAUAUGAAAACAACAUGGAAUAUGCUCGUGCACUUGUGUUGGGAACAUCUGGGGGCUCAGACAAUCCACCUAGUCAAUCUGAUCAGAAUGCUGAUACUAUGGAUUCUCAGAAGGGUGCAAAUUUUAACAAGCAUGGACUCUUGAAAGUGCCAAGUCAGUCCUCCCUUGAAUCAUCUGAGACCAGAUCAAAGGAUGAUGAGCCAUCUGCAAAAGAUCAAUUGUCCAAAAUCCCAUCUAUCUCGGAUGUAGAAAAUAAAGGCGCCAGCAUGCUUCUCAGACAGGAGAAGGCACAGGAUGCAUUUCAGGACUAUCCUUUCUUGUAUUCUCAGGCUGGUGACCUGACCAUUGCCGAUGUGGAAGUUCUUCUAAACCACUACAAAGAGCUUGUUUUCAAGUAUGUCUGCCUCUCUAAAGGCUUAGGUGUGGAAACUUCCUUGCAUCCUCCAUCUGUAGAGCAAGGCAAGACAGGACACGAGCUUGGAUCUUCAUCAGAGGCACAUGAGAGCAACAUGGAAGAAAAGUCCAAUGUUGAACUGCAUAAAGACUUAUCUCAGACAGCUGAUAGUUUGGCUGAACCUUUUUCUGAGGUUGAUAGUGCUGAAUCGAAGUUGUCUGAGUACGAAGAUCAUCCAAGUCAAACAGCUUUCGGGGAGGAAACACCUGAGAGAUAGCACACAAUUGUUCAUCCAAUACAACUGUGAAGUCUUUGAUUCAGCUAUAUAUUUUUGGGACAUGUGGGCUUUGCAGCGGGUCAAAGGCACAGGCAAAGAUUUACACGGGCUUGAGCCAGACUUUUGCAGCAAAUCGCUAGCACAGGCGUGCUUGAGCUCCCUGGUGGCGUUUUCUCAGUUAAACAUUCUUCGUUUCCUCUCCAUAGAUCUCACGGUGUAAUAGAACAAGCUUUUCAGGAAAGAGAGCAAUGUAUGUAAGCAUCAGAACUAGGACACUGGGCCACAUUGUUUUGUUCACUACGCUAAUGAAGGGUAAAAAAGUGUACGAAGAGGACUCAUGUUUUCUUUGGAUUUAGGGCCCUGGAUGAUCAAGUUGAUUAAGGAUCGUUAGAUUUGUCUUGUAUUCAAUAUGCAACUUUUAACUGAGCAAAGAAAGAUGCACAUGUUGAAUUUAAAUGCGUUAAUAAGUGUGGC